Molecule: messenger RNA, 1374 nt
Organism: Drosophila albomicans
Lineage: Eukaryota; Metazoa; Arthropoda; Insecta; Diptera; Drosophilidae
Product: arrestin domain-containing protein 3-like
Exons: 4
Coding region: 126-1337 (403 amino acids)
Biological process (GO): protein transport
Cellular component (GO): cytoplasm
Source: RefSeq, a predicted model, not a curated record
UGUAGGUUUGCGUGCGCCGCCUAAUUAAAUUCGGAAAUUAAGUUACCGGGACUAUGUUUUAAAAUAAAAUAUAACUAAAAGUUAACUUAAAACUUAACGCAGUGUGAAAUUUAAUAACUUUUACAAUGCCGUCAGAAUGCGUUUUUGAAUUCGAUCGACCCGUUCCGAUUUACUACAGCGGCGAAACAAUCAAUGGGCGCAUAUCGUUAACAACCACAAGCGCCAAGUCUGUAAAUGUGGUGUACAUUCUCUUUGAGGGUCAAGGAAAGGUUCAUUGGGAGAAGCGUCGGAGUAGUGGCAAAAACUCAUAUACGGAACAUUUUCGAAGCUUCGAGUCAUACUUCAACAGUAGGACCAAUGUUUUCGGAGAAGGAGAAUUGCCACCAGGAACCCACACUUAUACAUUCUGCAUUCCGCUCCCACUGGAAUGCCCGACAUCUUGUGUGGAAAGGUAUGGCAAGAUUUCCUAUGAGGUAUCACUCGUUGUUGAUCGUCCCUGGCGAUUCGAUAAUGUUUUCAAACGACCGAUAACGGUUCUUCAGACUUAUAAUCUCAACAUGUACGCUGAUCUGCUGUUACCGUUGAAAAAUGAGGACGUUAAGUAUUUGUGCUGCUGGCCUUGUUCGGCGGGUCCUAUUAUAUCUACUUUAACAAUACCUUUUGGCGGCUAUGCUCCUGGUCAGAAGAUUAACUAUACACUGUGCAUUGACAAUCAGUCAAAUGGCAAUGAUCUAGAGGGUAUCAAAAUAACCCUUUUGCAGAAAUAUAUAUUCAGAGCCACUUCACCCCGCCAGAAAUUUAAGGAGCAUAUAAAUGCUCUGGCCACUGAGAGUCAAGAUCAACGAGUGCUCCGUCUAUCGAAACGCGAAAUAAAUGCUAGCUUACUUAUUCCACCAGUGCCACCCUCUACACGAUCCAAUCGAAUAAUCAACAUAUAUUAUUCAAUUUUAAUGUCCAUCAGGACAGGUGCAUGCCACAAAGCUUCUGAAAUCGAAAUACCUAUCACAAUCGGUACAAUACCAUUGGCACAAAGUGCUGUGAAUCCCGCUACUGCGGCUCAAUGGAUACCUCAAACUCCAGAUACUCCUGCUGGAGCAGCCGCAGAUUUGCCUCCAAGCUACGACAACUGCAGGCCGCCAUCAUUCGAGACAUCUACGCAUAUUGGAGAAAAGUUCAUCGAUACGGAAGUUAAUGAGCAUCAUCGUACUGAUGAUUUCAUACCACACUAUCCCAUGUAUACAAAUUUUUCUGCUCCUUCGGCUCCUCCUCCAGAAACAUCAGAUGCGCCCUUAUUACAACAACCUCAUAAUCCCAGUGCAAAUUCUCAAUUUAAUUAAGAUUAUUCUAUGUAAUUAUUCUACAAUGCUUUCUGUG